Penicillium lagena is the source of this 1764-nucleotide messenger RNA. RefSeq names its product alpha-1,2-mannosyltransferase ALG11. Gene Ontology annotation, molecular function: GDP-Man:Man(3)GlcNAc(2)-PP-Dol alpha-1,2-mannosyltransferase activity. Gene Ontology annotation, biological process: protein N-linked glycosylation. Gene Ontology annotation, cellular component: endoplasmic reticulum membrane. The record is from RefSeq and is a predicted model, not a curated record. The transcript has a single exon. Lineage: Eukaryota; Fungi; Ascomycota; Eurotiomycetes; Eurotiales; Aspergillaceae. Bases 1 to 1764 code for a protein of 587 amino acids.
AUGUUGGCCUUAUUGUCCCACGCCAUACUCGCCCUCCUCGUACUCACCGCCAUUGCGGUGCUGCUGCCUCAACUGCCUAGAGGCCUUCUGGCACUCAUUUUCCGUGGAGUGGGCUGGCUGAUUCGGAGACGCACUCGUUCUCGAAGGGAAUACGUGAUCGCGCGGGCGCGAUCGGAGGAGGAGGAAUGUCGGGCCUCGCGGGCGAAGAACUCGGCGUCGCGCAGCCAGGUCGAAGACGAAGAAGAUUGGGAGAAAGUGGAUACCGGGGAGCGGCCUUCGAGCAGUAGCGAUAGUGGUGCUACUGGGAUGGAGGAAGGGAAGAAAGACGACUGGGACGGUGUUGUCGGCUUCUUCCAUCCUUUCUGGUAUGUUACGUUCUUUGGGAGCUAUGAUGCACCACAAAAGACUGACGGUGAACGAUAUAGUAAUGCUGGCGGAGGUGGCGAGCGGGUGCUGUGGGAAGCAGUGCGCGCGACACAGAGGCGCUGGCCAAAGGCCAUCUGCGCCAUCUACACGGGCGACCACGAGGUCAACAAGACAACGAUGCUGGAGCGGGUGGAGAAUCGAUUCAACAUCAAGCUGCACGCGCCGACAGUGGUGCUGCUAUACCUGACGACGCGCAAGUACGUUGUCGCCAGCUCAUAUCCGUACAUGACGCUGCUGGGCCAGUCGUUGGGAUCACUGGUCGUAGGCUACGACGCUUUCACGCUGUUAGUGCCGGAUAUCUUUAUUGACACCAUGGGCUUCGCUUUUACUCUGGCUCUGUGCAAAUGGCUUUUCCCCUCGGUCCCGACUGGCGCCUAUGUUCACUAUCCUACCAUCUCAACAGAUAUGAUCGCUUCCCUCGAUGACAAGACCGGAGUCCAGGGGGUCAAUUCUGGAGCAGGCACGGGAAGCAAGGGAGCAAUCAAGCGGCGGUAUUGGGAGAUUUUUGCGCAGCUGUACGGCUGGGUCGGGCGCCACGUUGACGUCGUCAUGUGCAACUCGUCCUGGACCGCGGCGCAUAUUCGCAAACUCUGGGGCAAUAGCAAGAGCAGUGGUGCAAACAACACCGACGGAGCGGGAACAGCAUUCUCGCCGGCGGUGGUAUUCCCACCAACCGGCGUGGCCGAGCUAGAAUCGAGCAUCACAGUCGACGCGGAAAGCGAGAAUACCCGUCAACCGGUACUCCUGUACAUCGCGCAAUUCCGGCCCGAGAAGAACCAUCCGCUCGUCCUGCGUUCCUUCGCACGGUUCAUCCACGGCCGAGCAAAUAACCCAGAAUACGCAGGCUAUCCGCCUGCACGUCUGGUGCUGAUCGGCUCCGUGCGCCAAUCCAGCCCCGACGAAACCCACAUCUACAACCUGCGGCUUUUGGCCCACGAACUUAAGAUACGCGACCACACCACCUUCCUCUGCGACGCCAGCUGGCCCGCCGUGCUCUCGCACCUCGGCACCGCCUCAGUCGGCGUCAACGCCAUGUGGAACGAACACUUCGGCAUCUGUGUUGUCGAGUACCAGGCCGCGGGGCUCAUCUGCGUGACGCAUAACUCCGGCGGACCGCGGGAGGACAUCGUCGUCGAUCUCGGCGACGGGGCGACGGGCUUCCAUGCUGAAACGGAGGAGCAGUUCGCCGCUGCUUAUGAGGCGGCUCUUUCGCUUCCACAGUCGGAAAAAGUCGCUAUGCGGCAGCGGGCUCGCCGUUCGGCCCGCAGGUUCACGGAGGAAGAGUUCUCGCGCAAAUGGUUGAAUCAGAUGCAGAAGCUUGUUGAUGCAUCAAGGUAG